UAAGCUUCCUUCCGAAACCCUAAAAAAUCUGACUUCUUUUAAAACGUUGAACUUUCCUUUUAUUCUAGUCAUUCUGAUUAGAUGGGUGGGUCAUGAUUCAGCAACCUCUCUAGCACCCGGGUUCCGGUUCCACCCGACUGACGAGGAACUCGUUCGUUACUAUCUGAAACGACAAAUCUUGAAUAGGCCUUCUUUCGAUUUGAUCUCUAUUAUCGAUAUUUACAGAUCCGAGCCUUGGGAUCUCCCAGAUAAGUCAAAGCUGAAGAGCAGGGACCUGGAGUGGUACUUCUUCAGUGCACUGGACAAGAAAUAUGGAAAUGGGUCGAGGACCAAUAGGGCAACUGAUAGAGGCUACUGGAAGACAACUGGAAAGGACCGUGCAAUUUGCUUUAGGGAAAGAGUGGUUGGCAUGAAGAAAACCCUUGUUUACCAUAAAGGCCGAGCUCCACGCGGUGAACGUACUAACUGGGUAAUGCACGAGUACCGCCUUACUGAUGAGGCAUUGGAGAAAGAUAUUCAACAGGAUGCUUUUGUUUUGUGUAGGGUGUUUCAGAAGAGUGGGUCUGGGCCAAAGAACGGGGAGCAGUAUGGGGCACCCUUUUUCGAAGAAGAAUGGGAAGAUGAGGCAGUUAUUGUGCCUGGUCAACAUGAUGUAGCAGUCUAUGAAGAAGGUGCCAAUGAUGACGCUUUUGUUGAAGUGAAUGAUAUUGUUGAGAAUCUUGACAUUGGAAAUCCAUCUGAAAACAACAUUAUCCUGCCACUGAACGGCCACUGUGGGGAAUCAAGCAACCAUGUGGAACAUUCAAGCGAGUUCAGUGAAGACAAUCAAAAGCCAUCAGAAAAUAUGUCUGAUAAUGCAUUCCACCCUUCCACAUUCUAUUAUGGGGAAUCAAGCAACUGUGCUGAACAUUCAAUGGAGUUCAAAGAAGAUUAUCAGAAGCCUACUUGCAUGCAUGCCACUGAAGAUGAUUCAAAGCCACAUCAUGAGGUUGUGGUCUCGGAUUUACCUGAGCCAAGGGUGACAGCUACAAAUGUAAAACCAGUUAAGGAAGAAUUUGUGCUUGAACCGAUUGAAAAAUUCAAUUCCACAGACUAUGUGUUUGAAGACCCAUACCAGGAUGAUACUGAUUAUCUUCCGACCAAUGAAGAACUUUUCCUGGAAGCUAAUGAUUUUUCAAACCCCAUUGAACCAGAUUCUGAACUUUUUGACAUUCAGGAGUAUCUUUUAUUCGAUGAUGCUGAUGAUCAGUUGUUGGCCUUCGAUUAUGAUCAAUUUGUGGGAAGUGAUGUUCCUGCUUCUGGCCAAGAACCUCUUACCCAAAUGCAUACAAAUGAAGGAACUGAACAAGAGCUUAAUGCGAGCGAACAAAUUGAAGAACAUGGCAAUAGUGAAGCAUCCUCUUCAAAGCAAGAGCCAGAGGCCACAAAAGUUGAACUUGGUACCAAGUAUCCAUUUAUUAAACAGGCUAGUCACAUGUUGGGUAGCUUUCCUGCUCCUCCUGCGUUUGCCUCUGAACUCCCUUCAAAGGAUGCUGCUGCGCUCAAGCUAAAUUCUGCCUCACAUGCUUCAAGUUCUGUUCAUGUUAUGUCUGGCAUGAUAAGAAUAAAAAACAUGGCAUCUUCUGGCAAUCGAUUGGACUGGUCGUAUAACAAAAACGGGAGUGUCAACAUUGUUCUUUCUUUUAACUUGCCGCAAGGUGAUAUCAACUCUUCCAGUUUUCUGCCAACGGCUGGCCUACUUUCCGGCAAGACGGGGCCUGUUGUUUCAAGAGGAUGGUUCUUCUUGAUGUUAUUUUGGGUCCUAAUAAUUUCUGCCAGUCUAAAGAUGGGGAGCUGCCUUUGCUCAAGGUAUGGUAUAUAAUUCAUUAAACACGUCGACUGAUUACGAAUGUCGGGUAAUAUACUAGUUACCACUGUAGGUUGACUAGGAUAGUAGACCGGGUGAUGUCUCAUAAUUUAUUUUCUUUUUUUGUGAUGAUCGCCGAAUCCGAAACCAUGUCUUAAACUUAUUAUCUCGGUUACAGUCCUUAAAGAAUUGUUCACCAUAUAAAGUUGUAAGGUACAUGAUACAAGACAUAAUAAUCUGGGUUUGUAAGCUAUUAUGAAACAAUUGCUUGCUUGCUUCAUUCUCUAA
Hibiscus syriacus is the source of this 2134-nucleotide messenger RNA. Its product is annotated as NAC domain-containing protein 78-like. The record is from RefSeq and is a predicted model, not a curated record. The transcript is spliced from 6 exons. Gene Ontology annotation, biological process: regulation of DNA-templated transcription. Lineage: Eukaryota; Viridiplantae; Streptophyta; Magnoliopsida; Malvales; Malvaceae. Bases 410 to 1861 code for a protein of 483 amino acids. Gene Ontology annotation, molecular function: DNA binding.